Molecule: messenger RNA, 600 nt
Organism: Plectropomus leopardus (leopard coralgrouper)
Lineage: Eukaryota; Metazoa; Chordata; Actinopteri; Perciformes; Serranidae
Source: RefSeq, a predicted model, not a curated record
UGUAACGCUCCUCGUUGGUCUCGUCAGGAUUACCAGUUCUACAUCCAGAACUUCACGGCGCUGCAGCUCGGCAUCGUGGUCCCUCCCAGCAGACAGGCCACCUUUGAGUACUCCUUCAUCCCCGCGGAGCCGAUGGGAGGGCGGCCGUUCGGACUCGUCAUCAACCUCAACUACAAGGACAGCAACGGAAACAUUUUCCAGGACGCCGUCUUCAACCAGACGGUCACCAUCACGGAGAGAGAGGACGGACUGGACGGAGAGACGAUCUUCAUGUACGUGUUCCUGUCAGGUCUCGGGCUGCUGGUCAUCGUCGGCCUUCACCAGCUGCUGGAGUCCAGAAAGAGGAGGCGUCCUGCUCCUAAAGUAGAAAUGGGAACAUCAAGCCACAACGAUGUCGACCUGAGCUGGAUCCCACAGGAAACACUCAACCAGAUCAGUAGGUCACAUCCUGCACACACACACACACGUGCACGCGCACACACACACCGGCACACUCGUCAGCUCGCAGCUUCUGUCCUCUGCAGCUUUUUAUUCUUCACAAACAAUCAGCCUGAUGCUUCUCUUCUGUGCUGCGUUUCCUUUGGUUUCAGCUCACCAUGA